GCAAGCCCCUAGCGAAGCCACACCCAGACAGCCUGCCACAGAGUACCAACAAUCGCUCGCAAAGACGACGCUCGCAGGGUUGAAGUCAGCCUCGUUGGCCGGUUCUUGGUCACUUUCCGAUUCUUCCCUUUCCACUCAUCCGUCAUGCACGAUCGAUACAUUGUUGCCCACGAAGUUGCAGCCACGAGUACAAGUCAAGUGCUUCUAUGCACGGAGAGGCUCACUGGCCAUCACGUCAUUGUGAAGCGAAUCCAAGUCCAGUUCCUGGCCGGCGUGGACGCAUCCAAAAUGUCGUUGGAACGCCAGAUCCAUCGAAGACUCAGCGCCAACGGUGGCCACCGCCACAUCCUCACCCUUCUCGACGAUUUUUCCGCCGACGGGUUUGACACAUUGGUACUGGAGUACUGCGGCCGAGGUGACCUGUUCACGCUGGUCGAGAACGCGCCGGAUCGACGACUGGCCCCACCGCUCGUCCAAGCGUCAUUCGCUGGUAUUUGCGACGCUGUGCACUUCAUGCACAUGAACGGGGUGGCCCAUGGCGACUUAUCGCUCGAGAACGUCCUCGUGACUGAUUCGGGCACGUUGAAGUUGAGUGACUUUGGCUUGGCGACGCCCAUCGAUACCAUCCAUCGUAACCAGCACGUCGCGGGGAAGGCGUUUUACAUGGCACCAGAAAUGCACGUGGCCCAUGGCACGAACGACCCCGCCAAAGCCGACGUGUGGAGUCUUGGCGUGAUGCUGUUUAUGCUGGUCACGGGCACUCCACCGUUCGAAACGUCGCACGCAUCCGACUCGUCGAUGCAGUUUGUCGCGACCAAAGGGUGCCGAGCGCUGUGUGCUGCAUGGCAUCUCGACGACGUCAUCCCAGCGGACGCCAUGGACUUGCUCGAGAACAUGCUUGUGAUUGACCCUGCAGAGCGAUGGACGAUUCAAGAUGUUGUGAAUCAUGCGUACGUUCGGCACAACCCACUCGCCCACGACAUGCUGGCUUUGCAUCCCGACCUGGAACUGCGUGCCGCUCAGCCGGCAGCUGUUCCGUUGCUGCAGCUCGCCCAUUAACAAGCACGGCAACGUGUCGCCUUUGCAUAACUUAACUGGAGUAUUUAUCGUAUCUCGGUGGUUGCUUG
This is a messenger RNA of Aphanomyces invadans, 1127 nucleotides long. RefSeq names its product serine/threonine protein kinase. Gene Ontology annotation, molecular function: ATP binding; protein kinase activity. Gene Ontology annotation, biological process: protein phosphorylation. The record is from RefSeq and is a predicted model, not a curated record. The transcript has a single exon. The coding region runs from base 145 to 1059 and encodes 304 amino acids. NCBI's taxonomy places the organism in Eukaryota, Oomycota, Saprolegniomycetes, Saprolegniales, Verrucalvaceae.